AUGAACACCAACAGCAACACUAUGGUAAUGAACGAUGCGAACCAAGCACAGAUAGCGUCCACGUUCACCAAGAAGAUAUUGGCACAUCUGGACGACCCAGACCCUAACAAGAUGGCCCAAUUCGCACAGCUCUUCAACCCAAACAACUGCAGAAUAAUACUCAAUGCGACGCCCUUUGCGCAAGCCGCGGUUUUCCUACAAAUGUGGCAAAACCAGGUGGUUCAAACACAGCACGCGCUAACCGGCGUAGACUACCACGUUAUCCCGGGCUCCGGGACGUUAAUAUGCAACGUCAACUGCAAAGUCAGGUUCGACGAAAGCGGCAAAGACAAGAUGGGACAAGACGCGACGGUUCCCAUCCAACCCAACACCAGCGGAAACGGAAACCGCCUCAACGAUAUGAACAAGCCAAGGCCUCUGUGGGGCCCAUAUUUCGGCCUUUCUCUUCAACUGAUCAUCGAUGACCGUAUAUUCAGAAACGACUUCAACGGUGUGAUAUCGGGGUUUAACUACAACAUGGUUUAUAAACCCGAUGACUCUCUGCUGAGAAUUCAAUGA
This is a messenger RNA of Saccharomyces eubayanus, 558 nucleotides long. It is a transcript of the gene MTR2, whose product is annotated as Mtr2p. The record is from RefSeq and is a predicted model, not a curated record. The coding region runs from base 1 to 558 and encodes 185 amino acids. Lineage: Eukaryota; Fungi; Ascomycota; Saccharomycetes; Saccharomycetales; Saccharomycetaceae. The transcript has a single exon.